AUGGGGAUGCAUACGACGUCUGGUCUUUUGGUCGCCUUGGCAUCAGUCGCUUCCGUGGCCGCACAUGGUCAUGUCACCAACGUCGUCGUCAACGGUGUCUCUUACAGAAACUACAUCCCAGUUCAAGACCCUUACAACAGCAACCCACCCCUUGUUGCUGGAUGGUCUACCAACCAACGCGAUAACGGCUUUGUUGAACCAAACAACUACAAUCAGCCAGAUAUUAUUUGUCACAGAGAAGGGGCAUCUGGCAAAGGGCGGAUAACAGUUACCGCUGGCGACACGAUCCAACUGCAGUGGACUGAAUGGCCCGAUAGCCACAAAGGGCCGGUCAUGGACUUCCUUGCGAACUGCAACGGCCCAUGUAACGGUAUUGACAAGACUGCUCUUCGAUUUUUUAAGAUCGAUGGUGCCGGCCUUAUAGAUGCUCCCCAGCAGACCAAUAAAUGGGCCGCUACCGCUCUCAUCGACAACGGCAACGCCUGGCUUGUGCGCAUUCCGGAAAACAUCGCUCCAGGUCACUACGUCCUCCGCCACGAUAUCAUCGCCCUUCACAGCGCUGGUCAGUCCAACGGAGCGCAGAGCUACCCUCAGUGCAUCAAUCUUGAAAUCACGGGAGACGGCACGUAUUAUCCACCUGGAGUUCCCGGCACUGCGCUGUAUGGAAAGGACGAUCCUGGUAUCUUCUACAACAUCUACCGCGACAAAGUCAAUGACUACGUCAUUCCAGGGCCAUCAAUCAUCUCGGGCGGUGUUUCCAUGCUCCCACAGAGCAAGAUCACAAUCACUGCGUCGGGAAGUGCCACUCCUUACGGCACAAGCCUUGCCUCAUCGAUAAAGGCCUCUAACAGUGUUAUCACAUCCAGCUCUCGUGGCGCUAUCACUUCAGCUUCUGUCCAGCCCCCGAAGAGCGUUGCAACUUCUGUGGGAGCAACCAAUGACUACACUCCAUCAACUAAUACCGUCGUCCCUCGACCGACAACCACACCGACGACUUUAUCGACACUUCGGACGUCAAAAAGUGUCAGCACACAGGCCCCUUCCAGCGACGAACAAACCCAAGGGCUGUACCAACAGUGCGGUGGCAAGGGAUACACUGGCCCAUCGAAGUGCCCGCAAUAUGCAGCUUGUUCCACCAUGGAUGCUUACUAUGCGCAGUGUAGACCAACUCCUGUCUCAGGAGGAGGUCAGCCAUUGUAUGCGCAGUGUGGUGGCAACGGAUACACAGGCGAGACCAGCUGCGUGGCGGGUUCUUCUUGCAAGGUCAUCAACCCUUGGUACUCUCAGUGCCUUCCAUAA
Colletotrichum karsti is the source of this 1299-nucleotide messenger RNA. RefSeq lists its product as uncharacterized. NCBI's taxonomy places the organism in Eukaryota, Fungi, Ascomycota, Sordariomycetes, Glomerellales, Glomerellaceae. The record is from RefSeq and is a predicted model, not a curated record. Bases 1 to 1299 code for a protein of 432 amino acids. Gene Ontology annotation, biological process: carbohydrate metabolic process. Gene Ontology annotation, molecular function: cellulose binding. Gene Ontology annotation, cellular component: extracellular region. The transcript has a single exon.